Molecule: messenger RNA, 1134 nt
Organism: Solanum lycopersicum (tomato)
Lineage: Eukaryota; Viridiplantae; Streptophyta; Magnoliopsida; Solanales; Solanaceae
Source: RefSeq, a predicted model, not a curated record
AUGGCUGAUGGUGAAGACAUUCAACCUCUUGUUUGCGACAAUGGAACUGGAAUGGUUAAGGCUGGUUUUGCUGGGGAUGAUGCACCUAGAGCUGUGUUUCCUAGUAUUGUGGGUCGUCCUCGUCACACCGGUGUGAUGGUUGGGAUGGGGCAAAAGGAUGCUUAUGUUGGCGAUGAAGCUCAAUCCAAACGAGGUAUUUUAACUCUCAAGUACCCUAUUGAGCAUGGAAUUGUCAACAAUUGGGAUGACAUGGAGAAGAUUUGGCAUCACACUUUCUACAAUGAGCUCCGUGUUGCUCCUGAGGAACAUCCUAUUCUACUUACCGAGGCACCGCUUAACCCGAAAGCUAAUCGUGAGAAGAUGACUCAAAUCAUGUUUGAGACUUUCAAUGCCCCUGCUAUGUAUGUGGCUAUUCAGGCUGUUCUUUCUCUUUAUGCCAGUGGUCGUACUACCGGUAUUGUGCUCGACUCUGGAGAUGGUGUGAGCCACACUGUUCCUAUCUAUGAGGGGUAUGCACUUCCACAUGCUAUCCUACGUCUUGAUCUUGCUGGUCGUGACCUCACGGAUGCGCUGAUGAAGAUCCUAACCGAGCGUGGUUACUCUUUCACCACCACAGCAGAGCGUGAAAUUGUCAGAGACAUAAAGGAGAAGCUUUGCUACAUUGCUCUUGACUACGAGCAGGAACUCGAGACAGCCAAAACCAGCUCAUCUGUUGAGAAGAACUACGAGCUACCUGAUGGGCAAGUGAUCACCAUUGGAUCAGAGCGAUUCCGUUGUCCUGAGGUUCUUUACCAGCCAUCUAUGAUUGGUAUGGAGAAUGCUGGUAUCCAUGAAACCACCUAUAACUCCAUAAUGAAGUGUGAUGUCGACAUCAGGAAGGACUUGUACGGUAACAUUGUGCUCAGUGGUGGAACCACAAUGUUCCCUGGAAUCGCCGACAGAAUGAGCAAAGAGAUCACUGCUUUGGCUCCAAGCAGCAUGAAGAUCAAAGUCGUUGCCCCUCCAGAGAGGAAAUACUCUGUCUGGAUUGGAGGGUCCAUCUUGGCCUCCCUCAGUACCUUCCAGCAGAUGUGGAUCGCAAAGGCAGAGUAUGACGAGUCAGGUCCAUCGAUUGUUCACAGGAAGUGCUUCUGA